AUGCCCUCGCUCGCCAACUCGCUGACACCCGACCCGGUCGCGCCCCUCAGGGACCUGCCCGUGAACGACGAGCAUGUCGCGCUCCCGCCCUGGAAAGCCGGCGGCCGGCAGCCGGCCUUUGCCAUUCACGUGGACGCAGCGGAGGAGCCGGCCGACAGCAGGCCGGGCUCGGCCGCAGCCGCCGACCCUGAGUGCGAGGACGAGCUGGCCCUCAGCUCCGCCGUGGCCCUGCCCGGGCCGAGGAGGCCGCUGGCGCCCCUGGACUACCCGAUGGACGGCAGUUUCGAGUCGCCGCAUAGUAUGGACAUGUCGAUCGUCCUGGAAGAUGAAAAGCCAGUGAGCGUUAAUGAAGUGCCCGACUACCAUGAGGACAUUCACACGUACCUGAGGGAAAUGGAGGUCAAGUGUAAGCCCAAAGUGGGCUACAUGAAGAAGCAGCCGGACAUCACUAACAGCAUGCGCGCGAUCCUCGUGGACUGGUUGGUGGAAGUAGGAGAAGAGUAUAAACUCCAGAACGAGACCCUGCACUUGGCUGUCAACUACAUUGACCGGUUCCUUUCGUCCAUGUCUGUGCUGCGAGGAAAACUUCAGCUUGUGGGCACUGCCGCCAUGCUCUUGGCCUCAAAGUUCGAAGAAAUCUACCCGCCGGAAGUGGCUGAGUUUGUGUACAUUACGGACGACACCUACACGAAGAAGCAGGUCCUGAGGAUGGAGCACCUCGUCCUCAAAGUCCUUGCUUUCGACUUGGCCGCACCCACGGUCAACCAGUUCCUCACCCAGUACUUUCUGCACCAGCAGCCUGCAGAUUGCAAGGUUGAAAGCUUAGCGAUGUUUCUGGGAGAACUGAGCCUGAUAGAUGCCGAGCCGUACCUGAAGUACUUGCCGUCGGUCAUUGCCGCCGCAGCCUUCCACUUAGCACUCUACACCGUCACGGGACAAAGCUGGCCCGAGUCUCUAGUGCAGAAGACUGGCUACACCCUGGACAGCCUGAAGCCUUGUCUGCUGGACCUUCACCAGACCUACCUCAGAGCCCCCCAGCACGCCCAACAGUCAAUCCGAGAAAAGUACAAGAGCUCAAAGUACCAUGGUGUUUCUCUCCUCAGCCCACCAGACACCCUAAACGUGUGACAGGGAGACUGCCUUUGUUUCCUGAGGUGUAGAUCAC
Molecule: messenger RNA, 1165 nt
Organism: Condylura cristata (star-nosed mole)
Lineage: Eukaryota; Metazoa; Chordata; Mammalia; Eulipotyphla; Talpidae
Gene: CCNA2
Product: cyclin A2
Exons: 8
Coding region: 1-1128 (375 amino acids)
Biological process (GO): mitotic cell cycle phase transition; regulation of cyclin-dependent protein serine/threonine kinase activity
Cellular component (GO): cytoplasm; nucleus; cyclin A2-CDK2 complex
Molecular function (GO): cyclin-dependent protein serine/threonine kinase regulator activity
Source: RefSeq, a predicted model, not a curated record